GGGAAGGGUGUGCGACUUGUUGCUAGUGCAAAACUACAUUGUGGGAGGGUGUGGGUGUAUGUUCAUGCGUGGGAAGGGGGAAGAUACGUGUCGAAGAUAGCUGUGAAAAGACCUUCCCUGAUCCCGGGCAUUGCAGAAGACGGCGGAGAAGCAUGGCAGACUUUUGCCCCUCAGUGCCCUCCUCCUGCGAUUGCUUUGUUUCACUCCCGCCGGCUUCUGCUGCCAGAGAGGUCAUCUUCGGCAAGAAUUCCGACCGUCCGAAGGACGAAGUCCAGGAAGUGGUUUAUUUCCCAGCUGCCACUCAUGCUAAGGGGGCGAAAAUCCAGUGCACUUACAUCGAAGUGGAUCAGGUAGAGAAGACUCACGCAGUAAUCCUGAGCCGACCAGCCUGGCUAUGGGGAGCUGAGAUGGGAGCCAAUGAACAUGGCGUCUGCAUCGGCAACGAAGGAGUGUGGACUAAGGAGCCGGUGGGGGAGGAGGAAGCUUUGUUGGGCAUGGAUUUGGUCCGGCUGGGUUUGGAAAGGGGCCGCCACGCACACGAAGCGCUUCAGGUCAUAACCGCUCUCCUGGAACGUCACGGCCAAGGAGGCCCAUGCAAGGAGGAGCCAACCCCGUUCGUUUACCAUAAUACCUUUCUCCUGGCUGACCGCACCGAAGCCUGGGUGUUGGAGACAGCUGGAAAGUUUUGGGCUGCUCAAAGGAUUCGAGAAGGUGCCCGUAACAUCUCCAACCAGUUGAGCAUUGAUGUGGACAUUACCGCUGAACACCUGGAUUUAAGGCAGCAUGCCCGACGACAGGGGUGGUGGAACGGAGAAGAGGAGUUCAGCUUCACAAAAGUGUUCUCGCUCGUUCACCAGCCUGUCCGCAUGGAGGCAGCCAAAGCUCGGUAUUGUGCUGGGCGGCAGCUGCUGCAACAGCAUUCAGGGCAGAUCACCGCGAGCACCAUCAUGGCCAUCCUGAGAGACAAAGCCAGCGGGAUCUGCGUGGAUUCUGCAGGGUUUGCGACCACUGGAAGCAUGGUGUCUGUUCUCCCACUGGACGCCCAUCUGCCAUGCAUACACUUCCUCACGGCCACCCCAGACCCUUCCAGCAGGUCCGUCUUUAAACCUUUCGUCUUCGUUCCUGGCAUCACUCCCUUCCCCCAAGUUCAGGCGCCAAGGUUUGGUGACAAAGACCCCAUCCGAGAGAGCCCUCGGUUUCAGAGCCGGGUUGACCGGCGACCGUUUACUGUAACUCUCACAGAGGCGUCAGCCCAAUCCGCUGGAAGCUCGCGUGAUUCUGCACAGGGUGAGCGUCAUAAAAUCCAGGAAUGUUUGCAAGGACUUGAGCAGCAGGGUCUCGAAGCGAUGAAGAACUUGCUUGCGGGUUCCUUCACACCAAAACCCCAGGAGUUGGCCGACCUGUUUGUUGACUGUGUGAACGCAGAACUCAAGUUCUAUAAAUGAAGGAUCUCCUCUGUUGUACUUGCUGGUUGAGGGCAGGUGGGUUAAAGUGCCAUCUUCGUAUUAAUUGAGACUUCCAUGUGUGAACCUUACUGUCCACAUGCAAUAAUGAUGGCAUUGUAGUUUGAGAGGGAAAUUGACAGAAUCUCCGGCGGAUUCCGCCUGGGCCAAAAACAGCGGUGUGAAAAUGGUGUAAACUCUUUUGUUAAACUAUUUUACACCGUUUUCACACCGCUGUUUUUGGCCCAUGCAGAAUCCUCGGAGUUCUCAUGGUUACUGGAUGACUUGUUUACGUAGGAAUAGGUUGUGGUUUUGAGAAAUGGGUGGGUAAAUGCACAAAGCUUGGCUGUCAGUGGUGAUAAGCUAAAAAUUGAACCUCCAUAUCUCCAGGUCCUGAGAUAAAUAAGGAGAAAGAGACUUUGUCGAAGGCUUUCAUGGCUAGAAUCACUGGAGUGUUGUGGGGUUUCUGGGCUGUAUGGCUAUGUUCCAGUAACAUUUUCUCCUGAUGUUUCGCCUGCAUCUGUGGCAAAACCAGGAGAAAAUGCUACUGGAACACGGCCAUACAGCCCAGAAACCCCACAACACUCCAGAGAAAGAGACUCUUCCCUAUUCUCUAGAAUCUUUAGUAGCCAACGUUGGAGCAUUGGUCCAAAUCCCUGGUCAGAAUCCAGCAUGGAUGUCUUAUAUGAAUUAGAGGUCCACUAGAAAGAAAACCAGGCAUCUAACCAGACAGAACAUUUUGCCGUAUUUAUUUCCCCCCCAGAAAAAAAGACAACCCUGUGCCAGUGUGUUUGGCCUGUUUGCCAAAAUGAGCCAAUGAGACUCCAGCAGAAUGUCCCUUGGUGGGGGACUCUUGCCAUAUCCUCCCCGCCCCCUUCCAGAAGAAAGAGCAUCCAGGUGGGACCCUGCCAUGACAGGUUGCUGUCUUUCUUUUCGUGAUGCAAUUUCUCAUGAUCCAGAGGCCAAAAAGGCCAUUCCUUUCCCAUCUGUGCCCUGACCAAUGGUAUUAAUGGAGGGAAAAAAUUGGUCGUAUCUAAGGCAAAGUGUUGACGUGUGUGUGUGUGUGUGUUCAGUACACUGUUGUUCAUGACUCAGUGGCUUUUCACCAACAACCUGCGGGGUGUGGGGGAGAAUACUGGUAAAUGAAUAUGACUCUGGAAGAAGCAUUGGCAUUAUCUCCCCCCACCAAAAAUCUGUGUGAUUCCUCCAAUUUUCCAGCAAAAUCUCAAACAAAAAAACAAAUAGCAGACUUCCUAGCAGGCCAGACUGCUAGAACAUAUAGAACGUGUGCCAGAAUAUCUGUGAUGUGUGCGUUCUGGCUUCCCUUCCCAACCCUAAGGAGAAGCUCUUGCCCUCUUCCGGUCACUUCCUGCUGCUGCCAUCCCGACGUCCUCCCUCCUGCUGCCAUGUCUACUCUGCUGCCAGGGUGAUUUGGAAUGAAAGUGCCUUUUAAACAGAAGCAUGAAAUCCUGCCCAAGGUCUUUUGGUGCCUUGAAGCUGAGAACUGUCAGUUCUUUCCUCCUUUCCCGUAUGAAAACUUUAGCCUUCACAUACAUUCAUGGUGCCUUCCACAAAAACCACAAGUUGUUGCCUCUGUUCAUGAGCCACUAACUGUACUGUCCUAAAAAAUAUAUAGAACCUACCGUUUGCAGACUGGCUUUAACUAUCUGGGAGGAUCUUCACAAUUCUCCAACAAACAUAUCUGUCCAGUAUAUGUUCUAUAUAUUGGGGGAGAUGGGGGUGGAGAGCAAUGAUAGGUAAGCCAGCUUUGGUUCAGUUUAUAUUUCUAGCGCAGACAAAUCCCGAUUUCAGCAGGCACAGCAAACCACAUGGCUUGACAUUUCACUAGAAAAAAGCAACUGUAACUCUACUAGGGUUCGGUCUCAAUGUCCCCACCUUUUUCUGAAUAGUUAGCAGUUAGAACACAAGUCAUCUGCUGGGCUUCUAUUUCAGGGCAGCAAGAUUCCUCCCCCUACCCUUCCGCUGGCAGGCCUUGGUAAAUAAAGACGGACAGUAACCCAUCUGCUUGUCAAAUAUGUGGUCUGUACUCCACUAAUGGGCUGAAUAAAGAUAGUUGGUGAA
Sphaerodactylus townsendi is the source of this 3524-nucleotide messenger RNA. RefSeq names its product secernin 2 (gene SCRN2). Gene Ontology annotation, biological process: proteolysis. The transcript is spliced from 8 exons. The record is from RefSeq and is a predicted model, not a curated record. Gene Ontology annotation, molecular function: cysteine-type exopeptidase activity; dipeptidase activity. NCBI's taxonomy places the organism in Eukaryota, Metazoa, Chordata, Lepidosauria, Squamata, Sphaerodactylidae. Bases 153 to 1445 code for a protein of 430 amino acids.